Megachile rotundata (alfalfa leafcutting bee) is the source of this 3714-nucleotide messenger RNA. It is a transcript of the gene Rcd1, whose product is annotated as Reduction in Cnn dots 1. Gene Ontology annotation, biological process: positive regulation of transcription by RNA polymerase II. Lineage: Eukaryota; Metazoa; Arthropoda; Insecta; Hymenoptera; Megachilidae. Gene Ontology annotation, cellular component: NSL complex. The record is from RefSeq and is a predicted model, not a curated record.
GUUAAACUGUAAAAUAUUAUUUUCUGCUAAUUGAAACAUAAUUGAGUAUCAUUAUAAGAUAAUCAAUGCGAUGAUUCUAUUAAAAGUCUUUAACUUGUAUAGUAAAGCUAUGUACAUUCAAGAUAUAAAAUAAUAACAAUGCGAGGAAAUAAGUAAAUGAUUGAAACAUCUUUUGGAGACAAGAUUAAUCACACAUAUUAAUAGAUUUAAACAAAACAAUUUUGAAAGUAAUGCUAAUGUCAUUUGCAAUGCCUUCCACAUCAAUAAGUAGCUCUAGAGUACCAAGUCCCAUCAGUGACAUGUUUGAUGAAAAUCCAAAUAGAUUAACUACGUACUUGCAUCAACUUGCUGGAUGUUAUGAAACAGAAGUUAACAUACUUGCAAAAGAUCAUUGUUAUGCACGACCAUGGAAUUGGAAACCAGAGAAUGUUUAUGUGAAACCAAUAAAAAAAUUAUUUUUUCCGAAGAAAACUUUAUUAACGGAUAAGCUCAAUCAAGAUGAAGCAAUUAAUAUAGAAGACGAGAGCAGUGAAUCCUUGAUACCACCAAUAGAUUUUACAAGAGCUAGGCAUCAAAUGGAUGAACUUCAAAGGUUAGCAAAUUUUGCUCGACCAGAUGAAAAUGAAGAUUGGGAAGAACAACUUGAUAAAAUUUUAUGGACACCUGUUCAAAAUCGAAUAUUUACUAAAGUUCUUAAAAUAUUUAAUUCAGAAAGACUAGCAAGAUUAGCUAAAACAAAUUGUCCAGUAGAACCAAUAUAUCGACGAACAUCAGUCGAUACAGCUGCAAGAAGAUUUCGUGAAACAUUAGCAUCAGCUGGUUGGGAUUGGAGACUUGCUCAGUGGUUACAUAAUCUAUUGUUUGAUCAUCUUCCUCAAGAAUACCUUGGAAUUUAUCUUGAUAUACUACAAACUUUAAGAUUGAAAAUUCCUCAACUAAUCGAUAAGAUGAUUGCUGUGCAACCUAACAUUAAUGCAAAAACUGGAUCUAUAACAUGGGAAACUCUUGGCUCGCUUCUUAAACGAACAUGGGAUCCAGUUACUCCAAAUUUAAACAGCAACAGACUUAAAAAAUUACCAGGAAAUCCAAUUUUAAUAAUUGUUCCUUCCGGAGUUGGCUCUAAUAUUUCUUCGAGACAACAUAAAUGGAUUUCUCAAUUAGGAGCUUUAGGAAUGGUUGUUACUGUUCAUACUCAUUUAGGCUUGGCAGCUAACAGAAUGACCAUGAUGGUGUGUAUUGAUCAAUUAGUUCAAGCUACUAGAACUAAAAUACAAGAUAUUAGGAGUGAUUGUCCUGGUCGACCAAUAAUUCUUAUUGGUUUUAAUACUGGUGCUGCUCUUGCAUGUCAGGUAGCACAAAUGGAGCAUGUAACUGCAGUUAUUUGCCUUGGUUUUCCUUUUACUACAGUGGAAGGAAAACGUGGAACACCUGAUGAUACAUUAAUGGAUAUUCGAUGUCCAGUUAUGUUUGUUAUAGGACAAAAUGCUACACUUGUAAAACCUGAUGAAGUAGAAGAUCUUAGAGAAAAAAUGUUGGUUGAAACAAGUUUAGUAGUAAUUGGAACUGCUGAUGAUAAUUUGAGGAUAUCUACAGCAAAAAAAAUAUCGGAAGGUAUUACACAAAGUAUGGUAGAUAGAUGCAUUAUGGACGAAAUUGGAGAUUUUGUCGGCACUAUUCUUUUACAACCACAUCCAUUACCAUUAAGACCAAUGUCACUGUCAAAUUAUGAGAAUAAAAACAAUAGAAAGGAGCCACGAAAACGACGAAAUUCAACAAGUAGUUCCGUCGAAAGCGAACCAAACUCACCGACUAUAAAAAAAUCUCGACCAACUACACCUAUUUCUUCAACAGUAUCCACUGGACAAAAUACAUCAUCUACUACGAUUUCCAGAGUAGGAACAUUUAGUACCCAAUCAAAUUUAAUUGCAGUAUGUGGAACGCAUACAAGUCAUACACAAACUGUAAAACGAAAACCUCGGGUUAUUAACAAUCAAAAAACACAUUUUGUAGAACACUUAAUAACGUCUAGACUUUCUGGACAGUCGAAUUCAAAUUCUGAUAAUGGUGGUAUAACAUUAAAUAUUGGUUCGCUAGCAAGUUUAGCACCCAUUGGCCCCAUACGUCUAGCUCCAGCAUCGACAGAUCAAUCUGUACUUAAUACAACAAAAAAUAGUACUAAAUCUUCGAUCACAUCGGCUAAAGUAUCUAAAAUUGUACCAUCAAAUAUCCAAUUACAAAAUAUUUCAAAAAUGAAAGCAAUUGGAUCAUCUAAUAAAGGUUUUUCUAAAGUAAUAUCAAGUAACUACAGGCAUCUUAAUAUUCCUGAUAAAAAUGGAGAUACAAAGUUGGUUAAUGUUUUAACAACAUCCGGAAAUCAAAUUAGGGUUACUACUACAACUACUGCAGCAAUACAUAGCAAACCAACAAUUGUCACAUCCAGUGGAAAUUUGUCAAAUAUUUUACAAAAUGGUAAAAAUUCUUUUACACUUACAACUAGUUCUUCAUCCGCACGUGUGUCAGCACCUUCCAGUAUUUUACUCACACCAAACAAUUCUGUGGCUAUUAAUUCAACAUCAUCCACACCGACGAUAUCAAAAGUGAUGGACGACAUGGCAACAACCAGUAGCUCUUCACAUGUGGUGCUCAGUUCUACUCAGUCAUUGGACACGUUCAAGAUGUCACAAUUACCUCGACAAGUAACAACCUGUAACAACAAUAACUCUCAUAACACAACAUGUGGAAAUGUAAUUAUGGUUGAAAAUUCUGUUAAUACUAAACCUGCUUGUUCAUCGGUGAUAGUUCCAUUAAGUAGUCAUAAUACAGGGUCUAUUUUACCACUGUCCAAUAAAAUAAAAGUUACUCAUAAAUCUACGAAAACAAUGCCAAAAAUUACAGUUAAUGCAUCUAAUUUACAAAGAAUUCACAAACCUCAAGCAGCGCAAAAGAAUACUCUUGUAAAUGAUAUAGAUGAUGAAUUAGGAAAUAUAUUAGAUAUACCAAUAAUAUUUGCAAAAGAUGAUGACAAUUUAAAUUCCAUUGAGAAAAAUCUACCUUUGUCACAAACAACUACGCCUCUUGACAUUUAUGAAAAGAGUACAUCUAAAUUAAGUACUAACACUAAAGUUGUUCUCAUAAGUAAUAAACAAGACAAGUUGCAGCAAACAACUAACAAAUUUGUGACACCUUCAACUCAAGCAAUUAUAUGCCCUAAUGUCGGUGUACAAAAUCUGAACCAUGUAAUAUUACAGACGAAAUCUCAAAACCCUACAAUAUCCAAAGUAAAAACUACACUCCCAAUACAAACUCGAACAAAUCAACCUACUGUUAAGUAUACCAAAAUAAUACUUGCAAAAAGAAAUUCUCAAUUAACUCAUCAAAAUGAAAAGAAUGAACAAGUUGUCGUAACAAAAACAAUUGACAAAAUUAAUACAUCUAAAUUAUUAAACUUUGACAAAAAUGAGAUUAGAUAUACACAAAUCACGUCAAAGCAAUUAUCAAACAAUGAUGAUAACUUUGUAGAUGAAACAUUAGAAAUAGAAGAAGCUAUAAAAAUGAAUAUUAUAGAACGUAAACAUACGCCUGUACAUACACCUGUUGAUCUACCUUCACAAAUGAGUGGUAAUGUAAAGGAAAGUUUUACUGAAACAAAAUUUAGUGGAAACGAGAAAAAUAAUUCUCAAUUUUCUGAUGACGUAAUAAACUUGCAAAUUUAAA